This is a messenger RNA of Sclerotinia sclerotiorum 1980 UF-70, 108 nucleotides long. RefSeq lists its product with no specific name. Bases 1 to 108 code for a protein of 35 amino acids. Lineage: Eukaryota; Fungi; Ascomycota; Leotiomycetes; Helotiales; Sclerotiniaceae. The record is from RefSeq and is a predicted model, not a curated record. The transcript has a single exon.
AUGGCAAUAAGUGUGAAUGUAGUAACGAGGCGGGAACUACCAGCAGUAUGGCUAUAUAUUCGUUCAUCUUCCGUCAAUGAUAUGGAACUCUUAGCUACGAGAUGCUGA